Molecule: messenger RNA, 1853 nt
Organism: Zingiber officinale
Lineage: Eukaryota; Viridiplantae; Streptophyta; Magnoliopsida; Zingiberales; Zingiberaceae
Exons: 5
Coding region: 3-1082 (359 amino acids)
Source: RefSeq, a predicted model, not a curated record
GGAUGGAUCUGGAGUCGUCUACUGGGAAGCAGGAGCCAGAAAGGGCGCGGAAGGAUGCUGCGAUGCGAUCCAAUGAGAACAGUUUGGUACCGGGGAGAAAGAAGAUCGAUGCGAGAGCGGGCGAUCAGGGAGACCUAGAGGGUGGGAUAGAUGAUCUCGAAGAGAAGAUGCAGGGGCUCAAGCUGAGGAGAAGCCGGAGCAAAGGAAUCUCCAUGAAGCUUUCCCGAAGAAGGUACUUCCACCGGCAGUCGUCUGUGCUCCGCCGCGACAUGGUACUGAUCAAGGAAGACGCAGCGAUUUUGAAGGGCAUAAAAGAGGCGUCGUUGCUCAAUUUAGCCGUAUUAGGGAAGAAGCGUCCAGAUGUUGAAGAGGAAAAGAUGGUGAUGCUGAAGAGGAAGAUGGAGGGGCUGUCGAGGGGCAUGCUUGAGAGAAUCGAGGAGUGUAGUCAUUUGCUCUCUUCUAAAAGCACCAGCAGUCAAGACAUUGUUUCAUACAAUGAAGCAGAGCACAUGCCUUUUCUCCACCUUCGGCAGCAGCUGCGGCAAGAGAAGUCGAUUGAGAAGCAGGAGUUUAGAUGCUGUAGUUGCAUGGAAGCUGUUGGGAGGAUAAGGCUGCAAGUGUGGGCAGAGUCUGAGCAAUGGAGUGAGAUGCAACAGCUGCUGGAGCAAGUUAAGAUAGAAAUGGAAGAGAUCCGAUCUUCUAGAGACCAUUGGCAGCGACAAGCCGUUGCCGCUGAGAUCAAUUUCCACAUCCUACAUACUCAGAAUCUCAAGUGGAAGCGAAAGGCCCAAUCUUCUGAGUGCAAGGUAAUUGAUCUGCAGAACCUUGUGUUACAACAUGAGAAAGAGCUCCAAUCAUUGUGGAAGAAGAUUCCUGGUACUCCCAGUUCCUCUUCUCCACAGCACACUGAGUUGUGUAUCAAAAGGCGCUGGAGGAAAUUGCUCGACUCAAGUGAGGAGGAGAAGCAUGCUCCACCCUGUCACUUGAAGUCACAGACCAGUAAUAGACGCUUACCAUUGCUUAAUAUCAACAACAUUUCUCAACCUCUUAGAUCAAUAAUUGGAGCAUGGAGUCCAACAUGAUCCACAACACUUGAAAGCAAUUCCGUUUCAGUUAGAUGACAACCACCCAGCAUAAAAUUAGCUGUCUUUCUGAAUAUCUACUGAAGUGUAACAUAGCAAGAGAUCCAGCAACUGAUAUGCAUACAAGCCACUGCCAACACUGGUAACACUACUAUAGACCACUUGCUCUUAUUUUAUGAAUAAUCUAAAUGAGCAAUAGUUGCAGAAUAUACACAAUUAAGUAAGAAGAAAGGCAGUUGCAUCAAGUCAAGGGCGACUGAUCAUGGACAUCCAGGCACAAUAGGCGCACACAAUCCUCUGCGAGAUGUAGAUGUACACAGCGAAGGAGAAGCUCAUGAGCACCAGGUCUUUCCAGUCACCCUUCUGCUUUGGCGACAAGCAGUCCUUCAGCUCCCUGCCCAGCUUCCCAGCCUCACCAUAGAUUUUCACCAGCGAGAUGGGCCACCUCUUCCCCUGCUUUGUACCGUCACUUUGCUCCUCUUUCCGACCGCCAUCUCCGGCGGACAGGUAGCUGUGGCAGCGGAAGGUUUGCUUCGGUCUGGAUGCGUGGGCGAUGGAGUGGCGGGGAUUGCUUUGUCCUGCAUGAAGAAGAAGAGUGAAUGAAGAGGCAGCCAUGAGAGGAUGGAGAGGAAGGUGAAGAUGGACAGAUAUUUUGGGCGAUUUCUUUUUUGAAGGAGGGAUAUUUUUGUGCAAUUAGCGUGAACAAGUGGAGCUCCUAUGAAUUCAAGGAGAAAGUGACAUUUGUGAUAUCUAAAUUGGUUUUUAGGGGAA